Messenger RNA from Stegodyphus dumicola, 2571 nucleotides. Its product is annotated as cytochrome P450 4c3-like. Lineage: Eukaryota; Metazoa; Arthropoda; Arachnida; Araneae; Eresidae. Gene Ontology annotation, molecular function: heme binding; oxidoreductase activity, acting on paired donors, with incorporation or reduction of molecular oxygen; monooxygenase activity. The record is from RefSeq and is a predicted model, not a curated record.
AGAGCGCAAUUUCUCGACCUCCGUUUAUUUUUACGAGUCGAGAGUCUUAGUGGGCGUUGCGCCAACGAAAGAACAAUCUACAUUUCUCGCCUCUCUCGUAAAACUGUUGAAAAAAGCAGUAUAAUUUAUCUUUCGUGGAUCUUAUAAAGCACUUUAUGAAAGAUAAUCGACCUUAUGGAUGCGUGAGUUUACAUGUUUCGCAUAGUGGUUUUAUUUUUCCAUUGAAAGUCUCUUCAAAUUUCAGAAAGCCCUGAAAGUUGCACUUUAUACGUUAAUGCAGUGUCGGUGGACGUACUAUUUAAUAAUUAUUGAAAUAUUGUUCUAAUAAUAUUCUAGUGGUGAUUUCGACCAUAUUAUCGUAUAUUUCAGAUUAUAUUUUAAAUGGCAUUUUCUAUAUCGAUGAAAUAGUUAUAGAUAUACUCAUCAACCAAUUUGAUUUAAUAUAAUUGUAGCGAUUUCAAAAUCUUUACUGAAUUUCGGAACGUUUUAAAGAUAGCAUUUUCCUCGUCUGUGAAGUGAUUAUAAUUAUAAUAUUCGAAUAAAUUUAUUAUAUUUUGUAUGUCUACUAAUAAUGCUGAAAUCUCUUAGUGAUUAUUAGGGUAGGAGAAUUCAACAGAAUCGGCUAACCACUGAAGCUCAACUGUGUAACAUGUUAGUACAACUUACCUGAUAAUUAAAAAUGAAAAGCAAUAUUUCUAUAAUUUUUGUGUUUAAGAGAAAAAGUGUCUGCAACAGAAAUAUUGAGAAAUAUUAGAAGUUAGUUUACUGAUCAAUAACAACAUCAUUGCAAGAUCAAUAAGCCAAAGAUAAUUCUUUCCAGAUAUGUUGUGUUGGUUUAUUUUGUGGUCAGCCAUCUUAGCCAUUUACAUAAUACAAUGGCAUAUCCGACGGAAGGAACGUAUAGCUAUUUUACGAAAAUUACCAGGAACACCACCCACUUUUCUUAUAGGAAACCUCUCCUGGGUGAAAAGCAUAUAUUCCAAAAAACUGGAUUUUCAUCCUGGUGUAUAUAUUUUUGAGCGCAUCCAUGGCAGUUGCGUGUUGUUUGAAAAGUACGGAAUGCAUGCUUUCUGGUUCGGUGUCACGCCUAUCGUCAGCGUCUUCCGAGCAGAAAUCAUGGAAGAAAUUUUAAGCAGCAGCGUGUCUUUAGAAAAAUCAUUCGAAUACAGCUUUCUGCACCAAUGGCUCGGACGAGGACUGCUAACGAGCACUGGGUUAAAGUGGAAGUCGCGGAGAAGACUUCUAACUCCUUCUUUUCACUUCCGAAUUUUGGAAGACUUUUUGCCUGUUUUUAACAAUCAUGCAACGGUUUUGGUUAAGAAGAUACGAGCACAAGCCGACAAAGAAUACAUUGACAUAAUACCCUUAGUGAUACUCUGCACUUUAGAUAUUAUAUGUGAAACGGUAAUGGGUGUUCAUAUCGGAGCUCAGACUGGCGGCAAUUCCGAGUACGUUAGAGCCGUUCACAACUUAGGUCACAUAUUCAAUCUGAGAACAGUUAGUCCAUUACUUUGGUCAGACUUCACAUUCGGAUUAUCUCGGACUGGGCGACAGUUCGCCAAAGACUUGGAAAUAAUGCAUGGAUUCACCAAAAAGGUUAUAAAAGAAAAGAAAGAAUCUAUGCUGAAUCACCUUGUAAAAAAUGAAGAGCCUGAAAAUGUCCCAGACAGUUACCAGGGUAAAAAGAGGAAAGCGUUCAUGGACCUGCUUCUGGACUGCAUAUCUCUGGAACAGCAAUUAGAUGAACAGGACAUUAGGGAAGAAGUGGACACAUUUAUGUUUGAGGGUCACGACACGACAGCCAUGGGUAUCAUUUUCGCUUUGUACUGUAUUGGCUUGUAUCCAGAAGUGCAGAAGAAAGUGACGGACGAAUUAGAUGAAAUUUUCGGUGAUGAUGUCGAGCGUUCGGUUACACAUGACGAUGUCAGAAGAAUGAAAUACUUGGAGUGUACUCUCAAGGAAUCCCAAAGGAUCUAUCCGUCUGUCCCGUUAAUAGGAAGGAAAAUGGAUGAAAAUAUCACUUAUGAGGGGCUGACCAUUCCUGCUGGAACUACGGUCCACUUGAACAUUAUUGGUCUUCAUCGCAGCGGAAGGACGUUCCCAAAUCCCGAAAAGUUUGAUCCGGAUCGAUUUUUGCCGGAGAAUAUGUUAGACCGCCAUCCAUAUGCCUAUAUUCCCUUCUCAGCAGGACCAAGAAACUGCAUAGGUCAAAAAUUUGCCAUGUUGGAAGAAAAAUAUCUGAUUUCCAAUAUUUUGCGACACUUUAAGGUUGUUUCUCUUGACCAUAGAGAUGUGAUGCACGUCAAAGUUGAAUUCACUCUUAGACCUGCCCAACCAAUCAGACUAAAGUUUAUACCCAGGAGAUGAAGAUACUGUUGCCAUUAAAAGGAUUCGAAUGUUUUAUCAUCAUCCAAUUAAAUAUUUAAUCGCUUAAUUAAUUCAGAAAGCAGGAUGACUGAAUACGUUGCCAAUAAUUAUGUUGUUUUAAUUUUCAGCGUUAGACUGAUGCACAGUUUCCCCUGUUUUUCUCUUGUUACAUUAUUUUCUGGAAUAAAAUAUUUUAUUUGUUAA